GACGCUGCACCGCUGUUUGACCUGCGCCAUCCCAAUUCCCACCGCCAAGCUGCUUCUGUGCCCUUCACAACCAUCACACCACCGUGGGACUCAACCGAAUUGCGCUUACCAGCCUUCUCGUCAAUUAGCAACAGCUCCUAAACAAAAGCUGUUUCUACCCAGCUCCUCAACUUGCAACAAGGUCCGAUUAAUUUCGUAAAUAAACCUACCUUCACAAUGGCCGCCAUCAGCAUGCCCCUCGCCGCUCGCGCCGAGUACACCCUCCACCAGCUUGCUAAGCGCAAAAACUGGGCUGAGCGCGAGCCCGGUGUCAUUGUUGUCUUUUGCAUUGUUUUCGUCGUCGCCGUUCUGUUCCUUGCCAUGUUCAUCAACAAGAAGAGGCAAGCCAGCAAGGGCGUCGCAUAAGAUACCCCAAGUCGAUUUGCGCGGGAGUGAGAGGAGCAACAUACAUUCAGCUUCCAAGGGUGGGAGAGAGCAAAGGGACAAGAAUUCAUGACCCGCGAUACCAAAGUCAGAAGGCUUCAUGUCACAAUGUUGUGCGGGCAAGAGGCUUGUGUAUAAUGUGUUUGAAUAUUCGCGUACAACCUACUUUACAUGAGCUUUUCUUUGAUGAGAACUGCGACAUGGUUUGCGGAUAUCCUGAUUGUAUUGGGAUCCGUAGUAAUAAUGAACAAAUCGAGAUACCUCAACAAG
Molecule: messenger RNA, 693 nt
Organism: Bipolaris maydis ATCC 48331
Lineage: Eukaryota; Fungi; Ascomycota; Dothideomycetes; Pleosporales; Pleosporaceae
Source: RefSeq, a predicted model, not a curated record